Messenger RNA from Auxenochlorella protothecoides, 1899 nucleotides. RefSeq names its product E3 ubiquitin-protein ligase HERC2. Bases 1 to 1899 code for a protein of 632 amino acids. NCBI's taxonomy places the organism in Eukaryota, Viridiplantae, Chlorophyta, Trebouxiophyceae, Chlorellales, Chlorellaceae. The record is from RefSeq and is a predicted model, not a curated record. The transcript has 7 exons.
AUGCCGGGACGAGAUCGACAGGUGCGCCCGGAACAUUCCGACGACAGCCAGGCCGGGGUCUGGCGCGGCGAGGUGGAGGCGGUGCAGGCGCUGCUCUCUGCGGGCGCUGACGUGGAGCCCGACCCCGGCGCGGUGGACGGGCUGGGCGGCGGCCAGGUGGCCCGCGUCGGCGCGGGCAAGUUCCACAGCGUGGCGCUGGGCCGCGACGGCGCGGUCUGGACCUGGGGCUGGGGGCGGGGUGGGCGGCUGGGCCACCCCGAGGCCCACAUCCAUGGCGGGUCCAGCGCCGUGCUGGCCCCGCGCCGCGUGGCGCUGCCGGCCACGCUGCGCGUGCUGGGCCUGGCGGCGGGGAAGCACCACACCCUGCUGCGCGGCGAGGGCGGGGAGGCCGCGCGGCCGGUGGCCACGGCCAUCGCCGCGGGCGCGGCGCACAGCUGCGCCCUCACCGCGAGCGGCGUGGUGCUGUGCUGGCGCUCCGCCGACCCCCUGCUCCAGGCGCGGGAGGUGGGCGGCGCGCUGGCCGGGCGCCACGUCGUGCACGUGGCGGCGGGGAAGUACCGCACCGCCGCCGUCACGCGCGACGGCAGCGUCUUCUGCUGGGAAGGGCGCGCCGACUACUUCCCCGCCGGCGCGCGGAACGCGCGCGAGGGCAAGCGCAGGGCAGCGGGGGUGGCGGUGGGAGAGGGCGCCCAGCGCGGCAGGCCCGUGCAGGUGGGCCCUCAUGCGCGCGUCCUGGGCUCCUCCCCCCUCGGCACCUCGCCGACGGGGAGGUCGCUGGGGUCGGCGCACGCGCCCCAGGCGGGGUCGUAUAUGGAGCGCUUUGCGGCGGGGCGGCAGCACGGGCGCGCCCCGAACGGCGCCUCCCUUCACGAAGGCGCCGGCGGCAGUGCGCCCCGGCGCGGCGACAGCAGCCCCCUGCUGGGGACCAGCCCGGGGUCCAGCCCCGGUCCCGCCCGCCUCCUGGGCACGCCCGGGAACGCUGGCGUUGGCGCGGCCGGCGCCGAGGGCGACGCGCCCCCCGAGAUCCUGCCCGAGCGCGUGAACCGGCUGCCCGGGGCCACGGCGGUGGCCGUGGGCGAGAAGCACACGCUCGCGCUGCACGAGUGGUACACCCUGGAGCUGCCGGACGCCGACGGGGAUGGUGGCAGCGGCGGUGGCUGCACCGAGCGCAAGGGGGCGGACGCGUGUCGAGGCGCCCCAGCGGCGCUCGGCGCGGCCGGCGAGACCGCCGGCGGCGAGGCAGACCCCCCGGUCGGUGCCGAAUCGGGGGAUGCGCUGGGGGCUGCCCGAGCCACGUGCCCUGGGGCCCCUGGGGCCCCCACGCCAAGUUCCAGGGACGUGGCAUCGAGUCCUGCGCAGGGGGGUGAGGGCGAGGAGUCCAGCACCGCGCGGGGUCCGCCCCCCCUGCAGCACCUCUGCGAGCGGCUGGUGGGCGCAGCCUACGUGACCCCGGCCAGCGCGCUGCGCGUGCUGGGCACGGCCGACAGCAUGGGCGCGCGCCUGCUGCGCGCGCACGCGCUGUCUGUGGCGCUGGGCAGCCUGCGCGCGUGCCUGGCGGCCGACGCCGCGGGCCUGGCCCGCCUUCCGCCGCAUGUCCUGGCCGAGAUGGGCGCCGCGCUGCGGGCCGCCGACCCCCUGCCCACCCCCGUCCCGCUGGGCGCGGGGUCGCCGCCCAGCUUCCGCGCCGCCGGCGAGGCGCUGGAGGAGGCGGCGCGGGCGCGGCUGGCACGCACGCUGGCCAAGAAGCUGCAGCAGUGGUACGUGCCGGAGGAGGCCGUGGCGCCGGUGCGCUCGAUGGCCGCCAUCCAGAAGGAGGAGCACGCCAUGAAGGAGCUGGCGCGCCUGUACGGCGCGGGCAACGUCCGCAUGGCCCCCUCCAGGAGGCCCGGCGCGGAGUGA